AUGUUCACAUUGCUGAUACUUGCUGCAGCAACUGGCGUGGGCCUCCCACUGGUGAUUUCCACACGGCCCAUCUCCGGCAUUAUUGGGAUGUCAGGACUCAUAGGAGCAGUCUUGCUGAGGCUCUGUGGUAUUACCACGCCAAUGAAAUGUAUCGACGAUGUGGGCGAGGCUUGGUAUGAUGGUGGACACGGUGUCUAUGAACCUUUACUGCCGAAACAAGUGCCAUUCGAACAGGUGCGCACGUUGGAACCUUCAUAUAUGGCACUGCUUGCAAGCAACGUCAUAUUCGGGCAGUAUAAAAACAAGAAGGUCCCACAGCCAGUGCCAGAGCAACCACUACCUGCAGAGCAACUGCCGGAACCUAUAGCUCCUAUAUCGUAG
This is a messenger RNA of Truncatella angustata, 381 nucleotides long. RefSeq lists its product as uncharacterized. Bases 1 to 381 code for a protein of 126 amino acids. The record is from RefSeq and is a predicted model, not a curated record. The transcript has a single exon. NCBI's taxonomy places the organism in Eukaryota, Fungi, Ascomycota, Sordariomycetes, Amphisphaeriales, Sporocadaceae.